AUGCACUCCAGCACCCACGCCGCCCCGGACCCCGAGGCUCAGCGGCCGCUCGCGCCCUCGGGCCGCUCCUGCCACCCGCUGCCCUGGGCCCUGAGCGCCGCGCUUCUGCUGCUCGCCGCCGCCUGCGCCACCUGCCUGGUGCGCGCCUGGGCCGCGCCCGGGGCCCCUGCAUCGCCGGUCCCCGGCUCCGCGCCCAGCCCGAGACUCCCGGAGGGCCUGGAGUUGACGCCCGACGCCCGCACCCGCCUCCCCGACUCUCCGCAGGGCGUGUUCGCGCAGCUGGUGGUGGCCGACGGUGUACAGCUGACCGAAGGGCCCCUGCACUGGUGCAGCGAGCGGGGGAUGACAGGUGUGACCCUGGCGCCCGGUGUGAGCUAUGACAAGCACACACACGAGGUGGUGGUGGCCCAGGCCGGAGUCUACUAUGUUUUCUUGCACUUGGCGCUGAAGCGUGUGAUGGCCAGCAGUGGCAACAGCUCCGGCUCCGUCUCCGUGGCCCUGCACCUGCGGCCUCUCCAAGCUGGGGCCGCUGCCCUGGCCCUGACCUUGGACCUGCCACCCCCAUCCUCGGGGAACUCAGCGGCUGGUUUCCGGAGCGGCCUGCUGCACCUGGAUGCCGGACAGCGCCUGAGCGUCGACCUGCGCCUCGCGGUCCGGGAGCCUCGCGCCUGGCAGCUCUCGGCGGACGCCACGGUCUGGGGCCUCUUCCACGUGGCCACCCCAGGCCCCCUGGACUCCCCUUGA
Eubalaena glacialis (North Atlantic right whale) is the source of this 744-nucleotide messenger RNA. It is a transcript of the gene TNFSF9, whose product is annotated as TNF superfamily member 9. Gene Ontology annotation, cellular component: plasma membrane. Gene Ontology annotation, biological process: immune response; positive regulation of activated T cell proliferation; positive regulation of cytotoxic T cell differentiation. Gene Ontology annotation, molecular function: tumor necrosis factor receptor binding. The transcript is spliced from 3 exons. NCBI's taxonomy places the organism in Eukaryota, Metazoa, Chordata, Mammalia, Artiodactyla, Balaenidae. The coding region runs from base 1 to 744 and encodes 247 amino acids. The record is from RefSeq and is a predicted model, not a curated record.